CCUCGAUCCAUCGCGCGGGCGAUCCGGUGUGCGGCAUGUGAAUGAAGGGCGGAUUCCAGCGAUUGUGGCAGUGGAUGCGACGAGAAUCCGGGCGAAGGACUCCGUCUUCCUCGUCCGCUCUUGGGCGGUUUGAUUUCUAGCUCGAUUGAUUGCAGCAUGGAUCAAAGAACGCAGCCGGAUGAAAGUAGCGAGUAUGUGAUAUUUCGAUCCAGGGAGUGUGGCCUGGGUGAGCUCGUGGCGUCUUUUGUGACGUGGAGUGGGCAUGCACCAGGGAUGGAGUGCUCGCCAUCGCUCCAGGGGAUGGUGGACCAGAGCUGGCAAGCGAGGUUCGCCAUGCUCAUCCUCAAGCUCCUCCAUCUCGUCUCCAAAGUGCUCGCGGCCAUUGGCGAAUUCCUCGAGAUCUUCCUCAACACUGUCUAUGCCAAUGGCGGACUUUCCAACCUCGUCCAAAAGCUUCUCACUGGAAGAGGAAUCAUCAUCCCCGACGAGGAUUCCGACUCCUACUGGAGUGUGAUUGGGUUUUUAGAUCCACGCACGGACUUGCUGGUCCAUCAACUUGAAGAUCAAGUAGCCAGCCACUUUGUGUCAGAUCCUCCGGGGUCGAAACUCAUGGCAGAUGUUUGCAUGAUGGCGUCCAAGCUUGCAUACGAAAACUCCAAAAUCAUCCGGAAGAUCAUCACGAACGAGUGGAAAAUGCAUGUCGUGGAUAUAUACGAGUGCAUCAACAAGAACGAACCUACGAAUCCAACUCAAGUUCUCAUUUUCAUGGACCGAGCAGUCGAUGCACAAGCUGUCUUCGUUGUCUUCCGCGGAACAAUGCCGUUCAACGCCUCCGACUGGAGCACAGACUUUGAUUUCUCGUGGUACCUUCUCCCCGGCAUUGGCCGUGUUCACGUCGGCUUUCUGGAAGCUCUCAGCCUGGUGGAUCGCCACGACAUGGAUUCAUUCACUCGCAUGAAGGACAACGUCGCCAAAACCAGAGCCUCCGGCAACGCCACCAGCAGCAGCAAGCACACUCCAGCUUCGGGGCUCAUCGAAGCUGUUACACUGGGGGAUCAGGAUCAGGAUCACGGUCAAGACAAGGGGAAGCCUCUCUUCGCCUACGACACCGCCUGCGACGAGCUCAAGGUCCUCCUCAGAGCUCACAGGAAUGCCAAAGUCUACGUAACUGGACAUAGCUUGGGAGGUGCUCUGGCGACCGUCUUUACCACCAUACUCUUCCACAACAAGGAAAACACCAUCACAGGCAAGCUGGGUGCUCUCUACACGUUUGGACAGCCUCGAGUAGGGGACAAGGAAUUCGCAGCUACCAUGACAAGCAAGCUCAACGGAGCAGACAAUCGCUUCUUCCGCGUUGUCUACAGCGCUGAUCUUAUCCCACGCGUUCCUUUCGACGACUUUCUCUUCCAGUUCAAGCACAUCGAGCCGUGCUUCUUCUACACCAGCUUCUACACCAAAAUGAUUGUGAAGGAGGAGCCCAACAAAAACUACUUCAAUCCAUUCUACUACAUCUUCAACCAUGCCGUGGCAGUGUGGGAGCUUCUCCAGAGCUUUGUUCUCCACUUCCGGUAUGGUGACAACUAUCGGGAGUCCAGCUCGUCGACGGUGCUGCGGCUCGUUGGUCUGUUCUUCCCCGGCGUUUCUGCUCACAGUCCAGUGAACUACGUCAAUUCCGUGAGGCUCGGACCAGCAAUGCUCGACACGAAAUAGCUUGGCAGGAAUGCCAAAAGGUGUUCGAAUAAAAUGGAAAUGGAUCCACAGCGAAGGCAAGGCGUAAGCAAAGCAUUUGUUUGAGACAUCGACAGUGGAAAAUCCAAUGAGAUGAAGACAAGCCCAACGCUUUUCCAGAUUUUUAAGAACCAACGCAGGCAAGCAUCAUCGUCCAGCUUCUUUCUCGUGUUCCUUCGUUCGUGCUCGUCUCUUACAUCGUGAAGUGAAUCGCGCAUUCAUCGAUUAGGAGGUUACCACCACCACAAUCAAAGCACAGUAGAGUGUGUCCCUGUGCUAGCUAGCUGUUCUUGGUUAUCACAAAAGAAGCUCUUCAUUAA
Molecule: messenger RNA, 2048 nt
Organism: Selaginella moellendorffii
Lineage: Eukaryota; Viridiplantae; Streptophyta; Lycopodiopsida; Selaginellales; Selaginellaceae
Exons: 8
Coding region: 157-1710 (517 amino acids)
Biological process (GO): lipid metabolic process
Molecular function (GO): triacylglycerol lipase activity
Source: RefSeq, a predicted model, not a curated record